ACAUUCAGAUUGCGUUGAGUUACAUAACCGUGCAAAAGUGCCUUAACAAUCAUUCUCGUUGAUCAAACUUCGUUUGCGAUUAUUUAUUUAUUACAAUAAAAAUGUUCCGAUUUGUGUGUCUUUUGACUGUCGUCGCUGUCUGCAACGCUGGUAUCGCCAAUUACAAUGGUGCUGCUGUCAUUGCCCCCACAAUUACCAGCGAACAACAAAAUGUUUUGAGAUCGUAUGGAAAUUUACAACAAGUCUCGUACAACUCAAAAACUAUCGACACACCAUACUCAUCUGUCUCAAAGUCUGAUGUUCGUGUAAGCAACCCAGGAAUUGCCAUCACACGUGCCCAACCAGUCGCUUAUGUCGCCCCAGCUGCUUAUCAUGCAACAGCCUACCAAGCCGCUCCAGUCGUUCGUGCUCAACCUUUGGCGUAUGCUGCUCGUACCUAUCAAGCACCAGCUGCUUAUCAAAUCGCUCAACCUUUGGCAUAUCAUGCACCAGCUGCUCAAGUUGUUGCCGCAGCUCCUGCCGCAAAAUUGUUGGGCGUCGCAUACUCUCCAGCUACUGCGGUCAGCCACAUGAGUUAUUCCGCACCUUUGAUCUCAUAUGCCUGGUAAACAUCGUCGACAUUGUGAAGGUAGAAAAUAAAACGGGAAGGAAGACAACAAAAGAAGAAAAUUAUGCUUCGUUGAGUAGGAAAAGCCUCAUCGAAUAAAAACUCAUCACAACUCUUUAGAGAAACAAAAAAAGUUAAAUAACAUUUUGAUCACUUUAUCAUCUUCUUUCUCUGCUAUUUUAUAUUUCAUAUUUUAUAAUUUUUUUCGGCUUGUAACUUAUAAAAUUUCCAGAAC
Clunio marinus is the source of this 842-nucleotide messenger RNA. The record is from the annotation of a GenBank genome assembly. NCBI's taxonomy places the organism in Eukaryota, Metazoa, Arthropoda, Insecta, Diptera, Chironomidae.